GUCUCUCAGAAUCACUUUAUCAUCCCUUUCUCUCUCUCUUUCUCCUUCAAUUUUCUUUUCCAUUCUGAAUCAAAUAAAGUUCUUCAGAACCCCCAAGAAAAAAAGAAAGCUUUUUCUUUACUUUCCCCCCACCAUUACAAUGCCACCAUAAAUACACCUCCCCACCUCCCCUUUUCCCCUUACUUCCUCUUCUUCCUCAAUGGGUUAAACCCAAAAUCAAAAAAAGAAAGAACAGAGUCCCCUUCAAAAAACCCAAAAUGAUCUCUGUUUCUGAUCUCUACCAUGUCCUCACCGCCGUCGUCCCGCUCUAUGUCGCCAUGAUCCUUGCUUACGGCUCCGUCAAAUGGUGGAAGAUCUUCUCCCCUGACCAAUGCUCCGGCAUCAACCGUUUCGUCGCCCUCUUCGCCGUCCCCCUCCUUUCCUUCCAUUUCAUUUCCACCAACAACCCUUUCUCUAUGAACUUACGCUUCAUCGCCGCCGAUACUCUUCAAAAGCUUAUCGUCCUCGCCGCCCUCGCUGUAUGGUCACAUCUCUCCUCUAAAGGCUCUCUUGAAUGGUCAAUUACUCUGUUUUCCCUUUCCACUCUUCCCAAUACUCUGGUAAUGGGAAUUCCUCUGUUGAAGGGAAUGUACGGCGACUCUACCGGUACUUUAAUGGUCCAAAUCGUUGUUCUUCAGUGUAUUAUUUGGUACACUUUGAUGCUGUUUUUGUUCGAGUACAGGGGAGCUAGAUUGUUGAUUGCAGAGCAGUUUCCUGAUACUGCAGGGGAGAUUGUUUCCUUCAGAGUUGAUUCGGAUAUUCUGUCUUUAGAUGGGAAAGAGCCUUUGCAGACGGAAGCGGAGAUUGGGGAAGAUGGGAAGUUGAGAGUGGUGGUGCGGAAGUCGACGAGUUCUCGAUCGGAGGUUUUUUCGCGGCGGUCGCACGGUGGUGGAGGUGGGGUUUCGUUGACGCCACGGCCGUCGAAUUUGACGAAUGCAGAGAUAUAUUCUCUGCAGUCGUCGAGGAAUCCGACGCCGAGAGGGUCCAGUUUCAAUCAUUCGGAUUUCUUUUUGGGGAAUGCGAGUCCGAGGCAUUCGAAUUUUGGGAAUUUCGGGAACUUUGAUGAGGAAAAUGGAGGGAUGAAAGGAAGAGGAAUUAGUGGUAAUGUUAAUGUUAAUGGGGUUUUUCCGAGCUCUACUGGGUAUCCGGCACCAGCGAGCGCCGGGCUUUUUUCGCCGGUGACCGGACCGGCGGCAGCGAAGAAGAGGGUCAAUGGCGGAGAUGGGGGAAAGGAUUUGCAUAUGUUUGUUUGGAGUUCGAGUGCGUCGCCAGUUUCCGAGGGUGGUAUUAACGUUUUCAGGAGUGGUGAUUACGACGGCGGCGGCGGCGGCGGCGGCGGGAUGAACCGUAAAGAUUUCGACGAUUUUGGUCGGGAUGAGUUCAGCUUUGGGAACAAAUCCGCCGUGAACGGCGGCGGACACGACGGCGGGCCGGUACUAUCCAAACUUGGGUCAAGCUCCACCACGGAACUCCACCCGAAAAAUGGCGACGACACGGCGGAGUCUAAGCCGACCACGAUGCCGCCAGCGAGUGUGAUGACAAGGUUGAUUUUAAUCAUGGUUUGGAGGAAGCUGAUUAGAAAUCCCAAUACUUAUUCUAGCUUGAUUGGCCUAGCUUGGUCAUUGAUCUCAUUUAGGUGGAACAUUGUAAUGCCAGCCAUUGUUGCUCGAUCGAUCGCUAUUUUAUCCGAUGCUGGGCUCGGGAUGGCGAUGUUUAGUCUCGGGUUGUUCAUGGCAUUGCAACCUAAGAUCAUUGCAUGUGGAAACACCAUUGCUUCCUUCGCCAUGGCGGUUAGGUUCAUCACCGGGCCAGCCGUUAUGGCAGCUGCCUCAAUUGCUGUUGGGCUUAGAGGAGUUCUCUUGCACAUUGCUAUAGUUCAAGCCGCUCUGCCUCAAGGGAUCGUCCCUUUUGUGUUUGCUAAGGAAUACAAUGUUCAUCCCGACAUUUUGAGCACCGGGUUUGAUCUCUACGUCGACACUAAUAGUCUCGAUACACGAUUCGUAGUCCUUAAAUGGGUUUUUUUUUUUUUCUUGCAGGGUUAUAUUUGGGAUGCUGAUAGCUCUACCAAUAACUUUGGUUUAUUACAUUUUGUUGGGGCUUUGAAGCUGCAAAAAACAAUGAAGGUGUGCAACAAAUGGGAGGGAGGGACAAAAGAUUGGUCUUUUUCUCUCUCUAGAAACACAAUUUUUAUCUAACUAAAGAAGAAAAAGAUUUGUUGAUGGGAAAAAGAGGGGGAAAAAAAAGUGGUCAGAAAUGGAAGACUGAAUCUUUUCUUUUUUUUUUUAUUGUAAUUUUUUUGGCCUCAUUUUGUGCUCAAUUUCUUUUGUUCUUUUGAUGGGGAAGUAAAUGAAAGCUUUUUAAGAUUGUCUCUCAA
Benincasa hispida (wax gourd) is the source of this 2413-nucleotide messenger RNA. RefSeq names its product putative auxin efflux carrier component 1b. Gene Ontology annotation, cellular component: endoplasmic reticulum; plasma membrane. Lineage: Eukaryota; Viridiplantae; Streptophyta; Magnoliopsida; Cucurbitales; Cucurbitaceae. Gene Ontology annotation, biological process: auxin polar transport; auxin export across the plasma membrane. Gene Ontology annotation, molecular function: auxin efflux transmembrane transporter activity. The record is from RefSeq and is a predicted model, not a curated record.